Messenger RNA from Coffea arabica (coffee), 2371 nucleotides. Its product is annotated as DNA polymerase epsilon subunit B. Gene Ontology annotation, biological process: DNA-templated DNA replication; error-prone translesion synthesis. Lineage: Eukaryota; Viridiplantae; Streptophyta; Magnoliopsida; Gentianales; Rubiaceae. Gene Ontology annotation, cellular component: epsilon DNA polymerase complex. Gene Ontology annotation, molecular function: DNA binding. The record is from RefSeq and is a predicted model, not a curated record.
GUCACACACUGAUAAUAGAGUGGCAAUCCUCCAUUUCCAUCUCAGAACAAAUCCAGAAACAUUUCACUGAAAAUCCAGAAAGAAUUUGCAAAAAGACAAUAUAAUGAGCACCGUAUUGAAAAGCAAAGUGCAGAGAAAAUUUAAGAUGAGAGGCUACACAAUAAAAUUGGAAGCCCUAGCUGAAAUCCUCUCCUUUGUCAACCGCUUCCCCGAUGCCGAAGACGACGCCAUUGACCUCCUCCUCGAUGAGCUCCACCACCUCUCUCUGAAAUCGUCGAUUUUGGAUAAAGAGGCGGUGAAUAAAGUGGUGACCCUUUUACUAGAAGCUGAAGCCGCUGUUGAGGAAAACCCCAACAGUGCUACUCUGGGCGUUGGAGGCUCUGCUCUUCGAGUUAUUAAUGCUUUCGAUAUUCCAAAAUUUCGUUAUGAUCCUGUUAAGAAGAUUUUCUACGAACAUACAGGCCAAAAUCCAAUUCAUGGCGAUGCUUCUGCCAAAGCGGCUCUCUAUAGGGAUAGGUUUCUCUUGUUGUUCCAGAGACUUUCUCGUGAUCCCCAUUUUUCUAGGCCAAAUUUUGGUUCUGACUUCUCUGACUAUGGGAGCUGUGAGAUAUCUCCAAUUCAAUCUUUGGUUGGGCAAAUAGGGAGGAGGUGGAUCAUGGGUUUAAUAUCUCAGCUAGAAGAUGGGCACUUCUACCUGGAAGAUCUAAAUGCUGCUGUUGAAGUUGACUUAUCUAACGCAAAAAUAACUACAGGGUUCUUCUCAGAAAACACGAUUGUUUUAGCAGAAGGCGAGAUGCUCUUGGAUGGUGUUUUUCAGGUUAAAACAUGUGGAUUUCCUCCUUUAGAGGAUAGAGAAAAGUCUUUCAGCUAUUUUAGUGGUGUGGACUUCUUUGGUGGUGGUAUACUUACUAAAGAGGAAACACUGAGACUUUCAGAGUUGGAGAGUAGGGCGGUGAAUGACAUGUUUGUUAUACUUUCUGACAUUUGGCUGGACAAUGAGGAGACCAUGGCAAAUUUGGAGACAGUCCUCGAUGGUUACGAGAAUGUGGACGUGGUUCCUUCUCUUUUUGUUUUCAUGGGAAAUUUCUGCUCUCGUCCUUGUAAUCUUUCUUUCAAUUCUUUCUCAAGUCUCAGGUUGCAGUUUGGAAAGUUAGGGCAAGCGAUUGCUACCCACCAAAGACUAAUGGAACAAAGUAGAUUUCUUUUUAUUCCUGGUCCAGAUGAUGUCGGUCCCUCAACUGUUUUACCUAGAUGUCCUUUGCCAAAGUACAUAACCGAAGAACUUCAGAAACACAUUCCAAAUGCAAUUUUCUCUACUAAUCCUUGCAGAAUCAAGUUCUAUACACAAGAAAUUGUAUUUUUCCGCCAAGAUCUGCUUUAUAGGAUGCGUAGAUCUUGUCUCAUGCCCCCUUCAACAGAAGAAACAAGUGAUCCUUUUGAGCAUCUUGUGGCUACAAUCACACAUCAAAGUCACCUUUGUCCCCUACCUCUGAGUGUACAACCAAUUAUCUGGAAUUAUGAUCACAGUCUACAUCUCUAUCCUACCCCACAUACGAUAGUCUUGGGAGACAGAAGUGAGCAAAAGGCUUUCAAGUACACAGGAAUCACAUGCUUUAAUCCUGGUUCUUUCUCUAAUGAUAACACCUUUGUCGCCUAUCGGCCCUGCACUCGUGAAGUUGAACUGUCAGCUUUGUAAACGUCAACUUUUUUGGCCAACAACAGGGCGUGUUGAGACAUCAUCCUGUUGAUUUUUUAUUUGGUGAAGGAUCCGCUUCAUUUUAGAAGUCUUUCAAGGUCUGUAUGUUGUAAUCUGUAGGAUAAUUUUCAUGUAAAGUUGUAAUUGAUGACCCUUGAUUUUAGUUCAAUUAAUUGCAAUCAAAUCAGGGUGUAACCAAAUAUUUCGUGAUGGAGAAGUGGGCUAAAUGGGGUAGGAAAGGAUCGGUUCCAUGUCGGAAAGCAAGGUGUUUGACUUUGAGAGAUGGUCAAUGGAAUGAGAGCAGGGGCAUCUUAGACAGACUGUUUAUGCGAGGACGCGGCCUUCAGGUGGAGGGGGUUGGUUGCUAGGUGGGAAGAGAGAAAAGUAGCAAAUAGAGAGUGAUUUCUAAUGGCGCCACAAAUAUCCUGGUAAGGAUAUAAAAGUGCGAACGAGGAAAUCGACAGAGUGAAUUUGGUCCUUUAUUGGCACCGUGAUUGUGUGGGCAGCAUCGUAAUUUCACGUCAAUGAUCAAUUCCAUGUAGCGGAUGCUGGUCAGCAUUAAUUUAUAGUGCUGUUUAUGUCUUUUAAUCUAUUUCUUUUUAAAUUUAUGCGGUUAGUGUUGACUUCUAACAUUAAGUACACUUAAUAUCAAUUAGUUACUUAUUUGCUCAUAAA